This is a messenger RNA of Musa acuminata subsp. malaccensis (wild Malaysian banana), 1762 nucleotides long. RefSeq lists its product as uncharacterized. Gene Ontology annotation, cellular component: endoplasmic reticulum; Golgi apparatus. Gene Ontology annotation, molecular function: protein-cysteine S-palmitoyltransferase activity. The record is from RefSeq and is a predicted model, not a curated record. Gene Ontology annotation, biological process: peptidyl-L-cysteine S-palmitoylation; protein targeting to membrane. NCBI's taxonomy places the organism in Eukaryota, Viridiplantae, Streptophyta, Magnoliopsida, Zingiberales, Musaceae.
ACAUCGCGUGCAUGAGACAGGUACGCUCGGGCAACAAUAAUAAUAAUGAGCAGCAGCAGCGGCAGUAGCAAAAAGUUCGGGGGAGGCAGGCCACCGACGGGCACGCCGUCCCUCGCCUGGUCCUGCGUCGUCGUCGUCGCCUCCCUCCUCGCCGGUGCCUCUCUCGUCCACAACAUCUACAAGCCUGACCUCACUUUGCCGCCGGUGGAUCCUCCCGCAGCCGGCGAGAAUAAGCGAGACGACCCCAAGUAGCGAGCUGGAUCGAUCAGUGGAUUAGAUCUUCGUAGUGAAUCGUUUUGCUUGUUUCGAUUUAAGCCAACAAAUUAGUCCUUUCGUUUUAAGACUUGCGCAUAGCUGUAGCGUACUCUCCUUUAUAUUGUAAGAAACGAGGGCUGCUCUUUUGCUUCUCGGAUCCGUACGGGAAUAGUAAUGUUGGGCCUGAGGUUCCCGGGGCGGCGGAGAUCGUCAUGGGAGCUCCAGCGAUCUGCUCUCGUCUCUUGCUCCCUCGUCCUCCUCUCUCAGUUCGCCCUAGCCAUGGUUCCCCGGCUCUUUCCUUUCCUCUCGCUCCUCGCCAUGCUCCCGAUCGCAGCUAUGGUUAUGGUGGCGACGAUUCUCUUGGGCAGAUGCUGGAGGCGUUUUCUUGGUAUUUCUGCAUCAGCUCCAGCUUUCGUCCUCUUCAAUAUACUAUUCCUGUGGGGAGUUUAUGUCAGCACGAUUCGGCAAGCCAUCCCUUCGUUAUUGGAUGCCAUUCUCAAUGCUGAGUGUGCUUUACUUCUGUAUGGUCUUUAUAGAAUACUUUCUGGUGAUCCUGGAAUGGUUUCUUAUAGCUCUUCUCCUGUGGAGUCUGGCCAGAAUGACUUUGCUGCUCUAAAUGUUCUAUAUGAGCAGAACUCUCCAUCAUUUUCCAGAGUUAGAUAUUGCAAAAGUUGUAAAUCAAGUAUUAAGGGAUUUGACCACCAUUGUCCUGCUUUUGGGAAUUGCAUAGGUCGGAAGAACCAUCGUCUGUUUAUUAUUCUUUUAGCUGGAUUUCUUAUUGCUGAAUCCUCCUACACAAUGUGUUCAACUAAGUUUCUUACAAAGUCUGCUGAUUCACAGAGGAUGGAGAGCAUUCAUGCUAGCAGCUUGGUCAUCAGUACGACGCUUUUCUGCAUCCUCCAAGUGCUAUGGCAGGUGGUAUUCUUGAUAUGGCAUAUUUACUGCAUCUGCUUCAACAUUAAAACAGAGGAAUGGAUCAACUGGAAGAGGUAUCCUGAAUUUCAACUUGUCAUGGAACCUCAACCAGGGAGCCCUAUUGUACAAACCAGGUUCACCAAUCCGUAUGAUAAAGGUCUUCUUGGUAACAUCCUAGACUUUAUAAAAUCAAAGGAUUAAAAAUCCAUUACCUCUCUUGAAGCUACAUACUACAUGACUAUCCUGUGUCGGAAGGUGCUGCAUCUUAUUUCUAUGCCCACGAUGUUGCUGACCAUAUCACCGAUAUCUUAAGUUUGAAAUAUCAGUGAGUUUCAUUUCACUGAGCGUAUGCUUGUGGAUCUCCUAGCAUCAAAUAGUCUUCCUGCAGAGAGGAGAAUCAGGCAUUAGGUGUAAUAGUGGAAAAGAUUUUGUUUCUGUUGAGCAGCAGAGUGAAGUAAAGAAGAUUACCAAAGUUUGAUUGGCAGCUGAAUCUCUAGAGUACAAAUUGGUAUGGAGUAUUGAUCUAGAUGUAAAGAUUAUUACACAUUCAUCAUUUGAGUAUUCAGCUUUCUGCUCGGUAUUUUUUGCGAUA